UCGACAGUUUAAAAAUCGAUCGACACUUUUCUUCCUUAUCGACAAAAACAAUCUCAAGCGAUCCCUCCUUAUAUAUAUAUAUUUUUUUAUUUUUUAAUUUUAAUCUGAAAUUAUGGUUGCCCCAGUUCGCAGGGGAGGACGUGCCAAGGGUUAUAGUUCAGAUUCAGAUGGUUUUACUGACCUUCUUCGUAAUGCUGCUACUGCCUUGGGUCUUAAGUCCGUAAAUCGUCAGAUUGAAAGUGUUACGGAAAGUUUUAUGACAGGGAGCUUUGUUUCGUGUAAUGAUAUUUCCAUGAAAUAUGAAAGGUGCAUGAGAGAGUGUGGUGAUGAAGAUUGUCAAAAGUACCAGAAAUCUUUGUCCCUGCACUGCCGUCACUUUUAUCCAACGGCCAGUGAUAUUGAGGAGGCGGAUCAGUUGUAUGAUGCUUACAUGACAAAUAACAAGACUCAAUGUGCGAUUCGUAAAAUGAUGUUUGAUGAGUGUGUAAGCUACGUUGGGGAAGAUCACGAACAUUGUAGAAGUUUCCGCGAAGAAUUGUCCCGAUAUUGUCAAGCUUUUGAAAAGGGUGGACAGCCCGCUGGUGAAACAGUGGGGUGGUGGAGGAGAAUUUGGGAUUGAUCGUAUAUAGUGCUUUUGUGCUUCCUGCAAAACUUGUCCCAGUGUUGUGGUUUUUCGCAUCUUGGUAUUUUAUUGAAGAUCAUCUGCAAAAAUUUAGUUUAUGUUUUUUGUUUAUUUGUAAUUUUAAGGCUAUGUCUUUGAAAAGAUUUGUAUAUUCAGACUUUUCUUCUGUGUCUGUUGCCAAAACAUUGGCUGGCUUCACCGAGUGGAAACCAAUUAAAUAUGGAUCAUUAAUUAUGAUAUUCUUGUAAUAUACCUCACUUUCUCCUUU
This is a messenger RNA of Cornus florida, 890 nucleotides long. RefSeq lists its product as uncharacterized. The transcript is spliced from 8 exons. Bases 113 to 619 code for a protein of 168 amino acids. The record is from RefSeq and is a predicted model, not a curated record. NCBI's taxonomy places the organism in Eukaryota, Viridiplantae, Streptophyta, Magnoliopsida, Cornales, Cornaceae.